Molecule: messenger RNA, 2364 nt
Organism: Aedes aegypti (yellow fever mosquito)
Lineage: Eukaryota; Metazoa; Arthropoda; Insecta; Diptera; Culicidae
Gene: mTerf5
Product: transcription termination factor 5, mitochondrial
Exons: 4
Coding region: 110-1717 (535 amino acids)
Biological process (GO): termination of mitochondrial transcription; regulation of DNA-templated transcription
Cellular component (GO): mitochondrial matrix
Molecular function (GO): double-stranded DNA binding
Source: RefSeq, a predicted model, not a curated record
CACUGUUUACAUAACAAAAAUCAGCCGGUAUACUGAGAAUACUGAGAGAGCAGCUUGUAUUAUUUAAAAAAAUCUAAUUUAGCUGUUUUAUCCGUUUAAUCAAUUAAAAAUGAACAUAUUUAAAGUUAUUCUUGGUAACAAAACAUUUUUAAAUCGAUUAUAUAGCUCAGAGUCUAGAUUCAACAAUGUGUACGAUGCCGCAAAGUUCUUUUACCCGCUGCUAGAUGUCAAUGAAUCCACAAUGUACAAAUAUCUAUCGAAGCAUAGGUUUCUUAUCGAUUUAGAGCCAAUAGACGUGCAACGAAAGAUUACCUAUUUCAAGUAUCUAAACGCAACUACAGAGGACAUUCUUCAACAACCUGCUUUAUUCACGUUACAUUUGAUAACCCUCGAAAACAGGACGACAAUUUUGCGAGAGUGUGGAUUUGUGGAAACGUUGAAUCUGUUAACGAUUUCCAAAUACAUCACAAUCAUAAGGCAGAAGGUAAAGGCUCUUAAAAACAACAAGUUGAUUCCGUUAGAUUUGAAUAUGAUGGAUCAGCUUAGCAAGCAGUUCGACACGGAAAUAAGGCCAAACAUUGAUUACCAUGAAGACAUGCACUUGCAAACGAUUCGUGAACAUUUUUUCAACGCCUAUCUUCGACAGAGGUUGCAGCUUACAGACGAAGAGUUGAAUAAACUAUGGAGAUCAUAUUCUAAGAUAAAACACAAGAGUUUUGGCCACACUCAGCGAGUUGUGGAUAUUCUUGAGCAUGACCUUAAGUUUAGUAGAGACAAAAUAGUCAGAAAUCUGUAUCUUCUUCAUGCGGAUCCAGAAAACAUGCUUCGCUAUUCAGAGGUGGUGCCAUCGAUAGCCGGAGUGGACAUACGAGACGUUAUGAUCAAACAACCGAAAGUUUUGAUGAUACCGUGUGAAGCUGUGAAGGAACUCUUAUCUUAUCUUAGAGAGUUUGGAAUCGACGAAGCCGGAGUUCUCAAAUACUCAACAAUUCUAACGUUGUCACCGAAUACGGUGUUGGCUCGAUUGGAACAGCUGAAAAAGACGAAAGAGUUCGAUGUGCUUUCGAAACAUCCCAGAAUCACAAAGCUCAUUGCCUACCAAACCAAAGCCGCGAUACGGUUGGACUUUCUGCAGCAGCUGAAGGUUCGAUGUGCUUCGCUUAACGUGCUGUCUAGCCAUUCGAACAGCUUUGAAAAAUACAUUCGAGACGGAUACGAUAGAACGAAGGGGACAGAUGUAGCCCAUUACCUUAACAUGGUAUUUCAUCGCCAGGGCAAUGAUGCUAUUGAACAGUUGAAACGCCAUCCCAAUUGGUUCCAUGUUCCAGCUGUACAGAUGCAGGAAAUACUAGACUAUCUCAAAAGAAGAGGAUUCUCGUUAAAUGAUGUCUACGAGAACAUUCAGAUUCUCUUGUACCCUUUGUCGCGAAUUAUCCAUAAACUGGACAAGCUACUUGAGUGCAAACAGGCAAAAAAGAAACACGAGGAGCUCGGUAUCGAAUUGACCGGUGUGACGGCAACGCAAAUGCUAGCCCUGUGCCUCUACACGAUAGAGAUGGAUUUUCAUUUCACUGGCGACGGAAUAUGGCCGGAACAAAUACAGCAUAGUGAUUCGUCUACCACCACCAAUAUCGAGCUGCCGAAAUCGCUCAGUAAAGAUUAUAAAUUUGGAAAGAAACCAUCGACGCAGAGUAAAAGUGUUUCUUUGAAUGAGUAGUUUGUUUUCGUUUAUAGACGAUAAAUGUACAGAGUUUAAUAAAAAUAAAAUGAGCCUUCUAAGAACAAUCUUAUUUUAUUGCUUCGCAUAACCAGUGGUUCCAAACCUUAUGAAAAUUGUCCCUUGUUGUGUUUCCAUUGAAAUUUUAUAAAAAUGAAAGAUUUUUAAAACUCAAAGAAGUAAUGAAAGUAUACUUUCAGGAGAUUAGUAAGUGUAGCAUCCCAAAUAAUAUCAUUCAUAUACCAUUUCACUGCUCGAGUCAUAAUUUACAUUAAGGCACUUGAUUGCCAACAUUCAUUAGUGCAUACUCAGAUUUCACAACAGACCUCAUUCAAAAUUUAUUGCAUACACAUGUUUUCAUGAACAUGUUAUUUCGACCAUAUCAUAACAUUGAAUUUGGGACUAGGCAGUUGACACUUGCCUGACCCACAUUCAAUGUUGAACAAACAGAAAAUACCACCCGUGCAGUAAAAGACACAUGUUGAACAAACAGCCUGCUUCAUGACGAUUGGCUAUCGUCUUCACAAAAAUAAGUCCAAGCUCCUCCCAUAGAAUUUAAGUUUGUGUAGACUUAAGCUUGAGUGUAGAGUUAAGGUUUGAUGUAAAUCAAAAAGAAAGAUACAAGACAGAUUGAUUUGAACCAAGAA